AAUUUUCUGUGCGCGAAAUUUAAAUCUUGGCGGUUAGUAUUGUAACGGAAGUUGUGAAUCAAAAUGGAAAGUAAAGGAGCUUCUACAAUGGAGAAAAAAUUACAUCAAUAUAAGCAGAAAAGACAGCUAACAAUGCAGACCAAAAAAGGCACCAUGUCACAAAAUACAAACAAGAAGCCUCUUGUGGAAACUAAACAGAGAGCUGCCACAAGAAAAACAAAUCUUGCAAAGCCUAAAAGCAAUAAGAAGGAAACAGAGAAUAAUUCAGCACCUGGUCAACUUGGGAAGAUCUCAGAAAGUGAGAAUUCAAAUCCAAAGCAACUGAGCAUGAGAGAGAAGUUAGAAAGGUGGAAAGAAGAAAAGGGAAAAAACAGAUGCGAUAACGUCAAUCCGCUAUUGUCACGAAAACGACCAUUGGUUACCGCCGAAAAGAAAAAAGUUGCACCAAAGAAGAAAAAAACAGAGGGGCAGAAUAAAUCUAAUGAGAAGCUUCAGAGGAUGGCGAACAAGCCGGUUGAUGGGAAUGAAAUAGAAAAGCCCGAGGACGUGGUUGCAGUGCAGGAUGAAGGUCAUUGUAAGAAACAGCAUGAGGAAAUGCAGGUUGAAGGCAAACAAGAGAUUCAAAGUGAAGACGCUACAUUGAUUAUAAAUACCACAGAUUCUGUCUUGACUCCCAAAGCAACUAAUAAAGAAGAAGAUACUUGUGAUCAAGAAACUGACAAAAGCUACUUGGAUCAAAAUUUGCAGUCAACCGCUAACGUUGUAAAGGAAGAUGGCGGAAGGGAACCGUUGUCGAUAUCUGAUAACGGACUGGAAUCCCCAUUGAAAUCCACAAACAACCAGACCUUGAGUGGAACAUUGGCAAAUUUGAAUGUGAAUUUGGAUGCAUCGAUUGAAGGAAAAGAUGACGUUGUUCCUGAAGGCCACGAGCAUUGUCAAAAAGCACUUUUGCAUAGGGAGAAAGAAUUGCCAGGGCAGAUCAGCCUGGGAAUCACCAUGGAAGCAAUUGAGGAAGAAGUAGAGGAUUCUGAAGGAUGCGAAGAGGAUAAAAUCAACGACAAGUUUACAGAGCUUAGAAGUCCUUGUGAGGAAUUAGCAAAACAACAUUCCAUCCAGGAUGAAGAAAGUGGCUUGAAGCCUUUAGCCACUAAAGAACGUUUUGCUAAUUUUCCAAGUUUUUCACUUGGUACGCCGUCCAAGCAUCACAUUGUAAAAAAAGUUGUGUCAAAAACGCCCGAAGCAACAGAUCGUCGCAGGACCAUGUGUAUUACCCCGUCGACCAGACUGUCAUCUCUACGCCCUGUCAUCAGCAAAACGACACCCGUAGACGUAUCAAGCAAAAAGGUGUCCUUCAACAAGCCCAAUGACGAUCGCACAAAAACACCACAAAUAAAAGUAACACCAUUCCGGAAUGGGGUCAAACGGUUCUCGUCGAACAGUGUUUUCAACAGCGCUCCAUUGCGUCGCACUACUCCUUUGGUAAGAAGAUCACAAUCGUCAGGGAAAUUUGAUGUUCCUGGGACUGUCAUAGAGUCACAUCACAAUGAGAACAAAUUGGACAAGGAAAAGGUCACAACUCCAUUUCAACGUCGAAUGUCACGUCUACCUGCUUCAAGUGUUUUGAAAAGUGCUCCUGUCCGCCCUGUUGUACCAUUCAAAAAGACUGAAAUAAGUGACAGCAUUAAUAAGCCCCAGCUGUUCUCUACGCCAUCAGCGAACCGAACAAACAUCUUGGAAUCGCGCGGCAUUCUUAAAAGUGCGCCAUCGCGACGAAGCACUUCAGUUCUAGUUACCCAACGGUCUUCUGCGAAGAAGAUGCAAGGUGCAAUGGAAAACAAAGCCAGAAGAAAACGAAGAAACACUAUUCAUUAUAGCAACAGGGAAGAAGGGACAGAGAAAGAAAUGAGUACACCAGUUGUUAUGGCACCAUUUACCCCUCGGGGAGAAUGGCAGAAUAAGAACUUGAGCAUUAGGGAAAGACUUGAUCUUUGGCUGACUGCAAAAGGAAACACUGUAAAAAAGCCCUUCGUUGUUCAAAAAACUCCAAAAAGAAGAAAGACGUUCUCGCCAUCCGAUGACGUAGGCCUAAAUACGACGUUCACUAUGGACACGUCUGGGGAAGGAGAAGUUGAUGAUGACGUUGUCAAUGUUGAGAAAAGAAUCCCAAAGAUGAACGCGAUUGAAGAAUCAAUUGUAGCAGAAUCGUUGCAACAAAUGAUUGCACGCCUAGACAAGCCCUUUGAGGAAGAUUCGAUCAAAGAGGAACUCGAUCUUAUCCUAUCCACAUCCCCUGGCGUUGUUAGACUUGCCUCUUUCUGGAUAAUCCGUGCGAGGCUUGCUGCUGUCAACGGCAAUGUUGAAAGGGUUAUUUGUUUGCUGGAGCAGGCGAAUGCAUUUGGUGCUCAACCACAAUCUGUUAUUCGUGAUGAGAUUUGUAAGUAUUUGGAACAAUUGAAGGAAAAUGAGCUCGAAAGCGCUGACAACGACCAAGGAGUCCCGUCUUAUUAUCGUAGCGACGAAUUAAACUAUAGCAGGAAAGCAACAACAACACCUGCAAAAAGAGUUACGUUUGUUGAAAGUCAACAGCACGUUGUGUUUAAGUCAUCGCUCAUCAAGUUUUGUCUUCUUGAAUCCACUCCGUUUAGAAAAAAGCUGAAAUCGACCCUUGCAAGGCAGGUUCUUACCCCCGUUCGCCGAUCAGGUCGCAUUGAGAAGGUCGAGUCGCGACUUUCUUCAGUGGUUCGGAGCCAUAAUCGAACGGUCUCAUCACCGCGUGACCUCGAAUCAAAUAUCCGUGAUGGAGAUGUCUACUUUAUGCCCAACCCAAACGUCGAGACUAAAUGGAAUGAGCUUUGGGGUGUCGAUAGCACAGCCGUGUCUGACGAGCAAGAACUAUCUUUUUGCUGAAUAAACUCUUUUAUAAUUUUAUGAUUGUAGAUAGUAUUAGAAAGUUGACUAGCCUUGUAAUCUUUUGGCUUGUAUCCAUUUAAGAUGAAUUUCAAGAUGAUUAAAAAUAAUACCCUUGAAAAUACAUCAAAUAGUCUCAAAUCAGGUUGCAAGACAAGCUUAGAUAUGACUAGACAAAGACAUCUCAGGAAUCAUCCCUUUCAUUAACUUUUUCCUGAAGACACUUAAGGAACACUCUUCAAUUCCUUACGAAUGCUGGUUUAUUUAUGUUUUACUUGUGUAUAUAGCAGUUAGUUUUUAGAUCGUUUUUAGAUUUUUCCUUUUUUUACAUCGUACACUGACUACUCUGGCAA
Rhopilema esculentum is the source of this 3260-nucleotide messenger RNA. RefSeq lists its product as uncharacterized. NCBI's taxonomy places the organism in Eukaryota, Metazoa, Cnidaria, Scyphozoa, Rhizostomeae, Rhizostomatidae. The record is from RefSeq and is a predicted model, not a curated record. Gene Ontology annotation, cellular component: mitotic spindle; cytosol; centrosome.